Messenger RNA from Daucus carota subsp. sativus, 1862 nucleotides. RefSeq lists its product as uncharacterized. The record is from RefSeq and is a predicted model, not a curated record. Bases 122 to 1744 code for a protein of 540 amino acids. Lineage: Eukaryota; Viridiplantae; Streptophyta; Magnoliopsida; Apiales; Apiaceae. The transcript is spliced from 2 exons.
AAAGGAACAUCAUAUGUAACAUGAGAUAUCAUUACAUAUUCCUAGUGCUAGUGCUAAUCACACUGUGUUUCAUCUUUCAUGCUUCUUUCCCAAGUCUACAAGAAAAAUAGUCUAGUAAGAAAUGGGAGUGGGAGGACUCAAGGGACACAGUACAGUGAAUGUCAGUGGAAGUGGGAGAGCAGGCUGGCCAUAUGGGUUGAUGCUGCUGCUUUUUGUGGCAUUUGGGGCUUUGCUUUUGGGAGUGAUAGCCAUCCACAAACACAAGGAGAGAAGAGAUUUUCAUCUUGUUAUCAAAGACAGAGACCUACAGCUUCAUUCUCUUCAUCUCCAGUUGCAGACGGAAAGAGAUUUUAGCAAAAAAGCUAAACAGAAAUCAGAAGAGUUAAACUCAGAGUUAUAUAACCUCCGAAACCAGAAGUCGGAGCUCAAUGGCAAGAUCAGGGAAAUGCAAUCCACAAUAUCUUCCUUGAAAGAGGAACACAAAGCAAUUGAGUCGGCAUUAGGAGAAAAGCAAAAAGAAAUCGACCUGAUGAAAGAGAGAGAAAAGCAUGAAGAUGAACAAAAUAAUCAAGGAUCAUUUCUGGCCAAAGUGUUGAGCUUGAAGGAAGCUGAAUUUGAGAAUCUAAAGAGUAAUCUUCAAUUACCAGUUAGAGAUGGGAAUUUCAAUUUUAGAUAUCCAAAUUCCCCUAUGAAUCCAACCAACAAGAUUAGUAUUGGGAGGGAUGAAACAGUCAGCACCAACAAAGAGAAUGGUGGGCAACUGCAUAACUACUUCAAAACUGCAGACGUAGAAAACUCAACAAAUGGUGAAGAUGGAAGAGAAACUGAAAAUGCUGCUGCUAGCAGAAAAAUAUCUGGAGAACCACGUAUACUGAAAAGAUCUCAACAGGAAUUUCAACAGAAUAAUACAGCAGAUGAAAAUCCUGGCAAACAGGUGAGCUACAAAUUUUCCACAAACAGCAGAGGUAUGGAUAUGGACACCCAGAAGCGUAACACAAAUGGCACUGAGGUAAGAACAAACUCUGGUUCUGAUUUCAAAAAAACUGAAGAUGCUGCGGCAGGUGUCACACUUGCUGCGAACACCAAAUUUGGAGCAAAAUCUGUUGUUGAUUUUGAAAAACCUAAAAAUGUUGAUAAUGCCAUACUCGCUGCAAACACUAAGUUUGGAAACAAUGAUCUUCAAGAGAAAAAUAUAGUUGGAAGUACAAGAGGAAAAGUAAUGUUCAGAAAUGAAAGAGAAGGCAAGCAGAAAGAGAGACCUGGGGAGGCGGAGCUGCUAAAACUCUUUAAAGAAAAAGGCCAAAGUCUAGGCUUAGACAUUAGAACUGGAUCAGAUGAAAAUAUGGCAAAGUUUAAAUCAUUUAACCCAGUUCUGUGGAAGGAAGGUAUGGAAUCAAAAGGUGAUACUAAAGUUGGUUCAGGGAGUAAAACCAAGAAAGAUCAUUCAAGCAGUUUUCUAAAGUCAAGUAUGAAUAGUGAGAACAGAAUCUCAGAAUGGUUCUCUCAGGUGUCAGAUGAAAUCCAGGUGAACAAAAAAAUCGAUGAUAAGGGAAGCAGCGUUACCAGUGAUGACAAGAAAAAGAAGCCUAAAGGAAUUGUUUACCAAGAGGCACAAGCCAACGGGAAUCCACAUCGCACAGAGAGGAGUCGUAAUGGCAAAGCAGCCAAUCCCAAAAAAAGACAUAAUGCUGAUAAGAAUGCUAAUAUUGCAGAGCGGGAGGCUGACAAUACAUAUGAAGGAUGAAUAGGAAGCACACUACCUUCCAAUGUAGCUUUAAGUAGGAAGAAGAUAAAGCAGAGAGUUAGGAAAUAACUGCAAAACAUGCAUUUUACUUAUCUGAAUGCUAAAAGUUGCAACAGAA